Messenger RNA from Anthostomella pinea, 885 nucleotides. The record is from the annotation of a GenBank genome assembly. NCBI's taxonomy places the organism in Eukaryota, Fungi, Ascomycota, Sordariomycetes, Xylariales, Xylariaceae.
AUGACUGUAUCGAAACAAACGGUGCUCAUCACAGGGUGCAGCGAGGGUGGCAUAGGCGACGCCCUCGCAUGGGAGUUCCACCAGCGCGGCCUGCGCGUCUUCGCCACGGCGCGCAACCCGGACAAGGUCAAACAUCUGCAAGCAGCUGGCAUCGAAAUCCUGACUCUAGACGUGGUCGACAAGACAUCCAUUCGGAAUGCACUCCAGGAAAUCUCCAAGCUCACGGGCGGAACCCUUAACAUCCUCGUCAACAACUCCGGCGUCGGCUACCAGAUGCCACUCCUAGACGCCGACCUGGACGAGGCUCGCAGGCUGUUUGAGGUCAACGUCUGGGGCACGCUGGCCGUGAGCCAGGCCUGUGCACCACUCCUCGCGGCUGCGGCCGCGGAGGGGAUGCCGGCGCGUAUUCUCAACAUAGGGUCGGUAGUCGCGCGUAUGCAGGUCCCGUGGCAGGGAAUUUACAACGCGAGCAAGUCGGCACUCUGGGGUCUCAACGACACUCUACGCAUCGAGCUGGCGCCCUUCGGCAUCGAGGUCCUUCACGUUGUGACCGGCGGUAUCCAGACGAAGUUCUUCGCUCAUGCGGCUGGUGCCAGGUUGCCCGAAGACAGCAUAUAUGGGCCUGCGCGGGGGAUCAUCGAGGCAGAUGUCGCCGGGAAAGGGGGGGUAGAGAAGCAGACGAUGUCGGCUGAGGAGUACGCGAAGAUUGUCGUGCGGAACACCCUCAGUCGGCGGCCGACCAAGACGCUGUGGCUCGGGGGUAUGGCUCGCCUCAGCUGGAUUGGGGAUCGGUUCGGAUGGGCUACGCUUGUCGAUUGGUUGAUGGCGAACUUUAUGGGCUGGUCGAUGAAGGGGCUCGAGGCGAAGUUGAGGGCGGCGAAAUAA